AUGAACGGAAACGUGUCGUUGAAAUAUACGCGGUACAACAGUAAUGGGACCGCACCCAUCGCCGGCCACACGACUAAACUCAAUAUUGCCGACAGAUAUGGGUUGAGCACGCGAGAUCUGCAUGUCUUUGAUUUGCCAUCCGGUGGAUUCCCGCAUACCCUGGUCAGGGAGAAUACAAUCCUGAUUCACCUGUUUGAUUUGCGAUUAUUGGUGCAACAUGAUCAUGCUCUGCUAUUUACCGUCACCGAAUCCUCCUCUCCUGACCCUGUUCCUGGUCAAAGGGACAACAGCCACGAGCCACAGCAGAAUACUGAUAGUGGUAGUGAUAAUCGCACCGUAUCGCGCGUAUUUACUCACUUCAUUGAGGAAAAGACCCGAGUCGAGCAGUCAAAUGUUGGCUGGUUAGUGAACCAGCCCUACGAGCUAUGCGUUGUGGAAGCCGCAUUUGCAGCUGUAACAUCGGUCCUCCGGGCCGAAUACAUCCUGACCAAGCAGCAAAUUUAUAAUACGUUAAAAAUGACCACCCUAGACAAGCUAGGCGGAGACGAAAGCCUAGUUUACACAGAACUACGCCUGAUCCUCGAUCUGACGCGGAAGCUCGCCCGUAUCCAACAGCGUACGUCUCAGGUGCGAGACACUGUACAGGAAGUUCUGAAUGAAGAUGAGGACAUGGCUAGUAUGUAUCUCACCGAUAAGAGGGCCGGAAAGCCACACGCUGCGGAGGAUCACCAGGAUGUGGAGUAUCUAUUCGAAGCGUACUUCAAGGCAAGCGAUUCGGUGGUGCAGGAUGCAACGAGUCUAAUUGACAAUAUUCGACGCACCGAGGAAACCAUCCAGUCCACCCUUAGUGUGCGACGAAACCAGAUCAUGAUAUUGGAAGCAAAGAUUGAGAUUAUGAUGCUGGCAAUCGCAGGGCCUACUCUUAUUGCGGGUUGGUAUGGUAUGAAUGUGCUAAACUAUUUCGAGGACAGUGGUCAGGCUUUCGCUGCUAUCGUUUUCACCUCGUUUGCUGCGAUAGUCUCGGCUUCGUGGUAUGGAAUGCGGAAGUUGCGGCGGAUCCAUGCCUUGCGGUUCUAG
Talaromyces proteolyticus is the source of this 1077-nucleotide messenger RNA. RefSeq lists its product as uncharacterized. The record is from RefSeq and is a predicted model, not a curated record. Gene Ontology annotation, molecular function: magnesium ion transmembrane transporter activity. Lineage: Eukaryota; Fungi; Ascomycota; Eurotiomycetes; Eurotiales; Trichocomaceae. Bases 1 to 1077 code for a protein of 358 amino acids. The transcript has a single exon. Gene Ontology annotation, cellular component: mitochondrial inner membrane. Gene Ontology annotation, biological process: mitochondrial magnesium ion transmembrane transport.